UAAUUCAUUCAAAGAUAACAUUGAGAGGUUCAUAUAUAAUUAAGUCUAUUGGAAUAGUAUACAUAUGGGGCAGUGUGGGGUAUUUUGGGGUACUAGUUUUGCUUUUCUAUUAUUUGUACUAGUGUUGUUUAGUGUGAAAGGAGGGCUAGCUUUUGAUGAUGAUAAUAAUCAGUGGGUGAUCUCUUCUUCUGAUACUAAUAUUAAUUACAAUUAUAAAGAUGCCCUAGACAAGGCUAUCUUGUUCUUUGAAGGGCAGAGGUCCGGGAAGUUGCCAACCAAUCAACGAGUUAAUUGGAGGGGAGAUUCUGCUCUCUCUGAUGGAAACCCUGAAAAAGUUGAUUUGGUGGGAGGAUACUAUGAUGCAGGUGAUAAUGUGAAGUUUGGAUGGCCCAUGGCGUUUUCUGUAAGCUUAUUGAGUUGGGCUGCAAUUGAGUAUAGGGCCCAAAUAUCUUCUGCCAACCAACUCAACCAUCUCCAAGAUGCAAUCCGCUGGGGAACUGACUUCAUUCUAAAGGCCCAUACUUCACCCACCACUCUAUAUACUCAGGUAGGAGAUGGAAAUGCUGAUCAUCAGUGUUGGGAGCGUCCCGAAGACAUGGACACCUCUAGAGGACUCUACAAAAUCACUUCUAGUUCUCCGGGCACUGAAGUGGCGGCCGAGGCAGCAGCCGCCCUUGCUGCCGCCUCAAUUGUUUUUAAAAAGGAUGAUUCCACUUACUCAUCAAGGCUAUUAAGCCACUCACAAUCACUGUUUGAAUUUGCAGACAAAUAUAGAGGAUCUUACCAAGCUUCUUGCCCUUUCUAUUGCUCUUACUCUGGCUAUCAGGAUGAGUUGUUAUGGGGGGCAACUUGGCUAUACAAGGCCACUGGGAACAACAAGUACUUGAACUAUGUUUCAACCAACAAAGGGUGGAGCCAAGCUGUUUCUGAAUUCAGCUGGGACAACAAGUUUGCUGGAGCCCAAGCAUUACUUGCCAAGGAAUUCUAUGGAGGAAAGAAGGAAUUGGAAAAGUACAAGAGUGAUAUUGAGUCCUUUGUUUGUGCUAUCAUGCCAGGGAGUAGCUCUCAACAAAUCAAAACCACUCCAGGGGGUCUAUUGUAUAUAAGAGAUAGCAGUAAUUUACAGUAUGUGACAACAUCAACCAUGGUGUUAUCUAUCUAUGCAAAUACCUUAAAUUCUGCUCAUGUUGGGAGUACUGUUCAAUGUGGCUCCACUAAAUUCUCACCUUCUCAAAUCACAGCCUUUGCAAAAUCACAGGUGGACUAUAUAUUAGGAAACAACCCUAUGAAAACAUCAUACAUGGUUGGAUUUGGGAACAAAUACCCAACUCAACUUCACCAUAGAGGCUCAUCCAUUCCUUCUUUGAGGACACACCAAGCAAAAGUGAGUUGCAAUGAAGGCCAAACUGUGUAUUUCCCAUCAACCAAGCCAAACCCAAAUGUUCAUGUGGGAGCUCUUGUUGGAGGCCCAAAUUCUAAUGACCAAUUCAAUGAUGUUAGAUCUGACUAUUCUCAUUUGGAGCCUUCUACUUAUAUCAAUGCUGCUUUUGUGGGCUCUGUUGCCCCUUUCAUAGCCCAAAACCACAUCCAACAACAACAACAAUCUUCUUUGGUCAUCAUGCAAAAAUCAAAUUAACUUAAUUUACAAAUUAUACUAUUAUAUAAUUAUAUGGUUGAUUAUGAUAUAUGUCAAGAUGGACUACUUAAGGAAUUGCCAACUAUUAUUAAUAGUACUAUUGUAGUGAAGGAAGAAAUUACUAUUAAGCUUUAUAAACUAGCUUAUGUUAUAUGUAUUGAUGUUAUAUAAUAGUGUAAAAAAUAAUUGUACGUAAUAAGUGAUUAAUAAUAUAUUAAUGUAUACUAGCUAUUUAUUUUCUCUA
This is a messenger RNA of Cannabis sativa, 1880 nucleotides long. RefSeq names its product endoglucanase 20-like. Gene Ontology annotation, molecular function: hydrolase activity, hydrolyzing O-glycosyl compounds. The record is from RefSeq and is a predicted model, not a curated record. The coding region runs from base 65 to 1636 and encodes 523 amino acids. Lineage: Eukaryota; Viridiplantae; Streptophyta; Magnoliopsida; Rosales; Cannabaceae. The transcript is spliced from 8 exons. Gene Ontology annotation, biological process: carbohydrate metabolic process.